AUGCUACCUUGUGUUUUUCUCUUCUCAACAUACUUUCAGCGGACGAGGAACGUGAAGGAACUUCUUAAUCCAGAUUAAACAAUGGCUACUUAGAAACCAGUGACUGGACAUAGGAUGGGAAAAGAAUAUUACCACUAAACCGUUUUCUAUGUUUGAUAUUGGAUAUAUGAGUUACAAGAGCUCAAAACCUAAAAGAAAUCUUGGAUUUUUUCUUUGUUGACAUUCUCUAUGGACAAGUCUUUUAAUCUGAAGUCCGUUUAAUUCUCUGUGUCAGAAAACUGAGAACAAAAGCACAGCAGACAAACCACGGUAGACCACAAGCCACCGAGAGACCAUCCAUUCUACACACCACAAGUUCCUACUUCUGUCAUCAGAACGGAUUUCUUAAUUUUUUUUUUUUACAAUUAAGAUACACAGGUGUCACCUCAAGUUUACAUUCAAGUAGAGCAAGACAGAGGGAAGCCAGACUCCCCCGCUCUCUAUGAUGAGAAUGGAGCAUUUGUGUCUUAUCGCGCUCGGUAUCUGGGUCAGCAUUGUUCUGGGACAUGUCUCCCCUGAAGGGAAAAAUCAGUUUGUCCAAUCUCCCCCAAGACUCUGUGUAAAACCUGGAGAAACUGCUACCUUCACUUGCAACAUUUCAGUGCUCAGCUACAAUCCAGGGGACUUUAACUGGUACAAAAUAGAGAAUGAACCUGUGAAAAUUGCAGAUAUACAGAAUACAACUAAGAAUCAAAGACUGCAUGUCGUUAUUAACUGGAAGCUGCGAGAAGCUAAACUGCAUAUACUCAAUGUUACAUUAAAUGAUAGUGGAAAAUAUUCUUGUGGUCUUGUAAACGUAUCGGCAAAAGAGCAGAUCAUUGGCAGUACAGAGUCAGAGCUGUUUGUGGAUAGUUCCCCAAGUGCGGUGACUGAUAAAACCAAUCAUGAAGGUUUACCAGAAGGUAACCCAGAUUCACAAAAAACUGCCAUUAUAGCUACCUCUGUCAUUUUGGCACUUCUCCUGCUCCUAGCAGUCGGCUCUGCCAUCAUUUUUAUUUGGAACAAGCAAGGAAACAAUGUUCCUCAGCAACAGGACCUGGAAAAACCUCCUCAGGAUCCUUCAGUUUAUACUGUAAACUAUGGGACUUUAGAAUUUGGAGCUAGUCACCCCUACAGGAAAUCUACAGAACUGAGCAUAUCAGAACAUGUGGAAUAUGCAACCAUCAUGUUCCCACAACAGACCCCAUCCAUGGGAGAGAAGAGGGGGCGAUCAGCAUGAAUUGACAAAACUGGACUGAUAGAAAUCUAAUUUUGAAUGUAUAUUAAGGAACAUUGGCUGCUCUGGUUCUAUUGUUGCCAUGAAAAAAAUUCUCUGCAACUUGACUGGAAAAAUUGCUACUUUUGCAGACCGUUGAGUAAUAAUUUUAGACUAUUGUGCAUUUACCAAUUCUGCAACCUCAAAACCAGGAAUAUGUUUAAAAAAAUACUGUUGGCAUGAAAUCAUGACAGAUUAUGUACUGAGCGGAUGUAAAUAAUAGCAUUUAUUUUGUAUUUGAAAGGUGCAUGUGUACAUUUGGGAGAAAAUGGGAAGAUUGAGUUAACAUUUCCUUAUCAUCCAGUUCUUCAAAUACUUAAACUUCCAUCAUUUUUCUUCACAUAUUAACAACCUACUGUAUAUGUGAAUAUUCUAUGUAAUAUUUUUUUGACAUCCAGUAUUUUAUUACAUUUUUUCACUGGACCCUUUGGAAUUCUGCCUCAUUUUGUGGAUUUAUUUAAAACUCAUGUCUAACAUUCAUUUGUCCUAGAGGAUAGCGUUCACCCACCAUAGAGCAGAGAUGCUUUCCUCUUAUUGUGCUUUUUUUUUUUUUUUUUUUACACAAAAGAAAAAAAUUUUGGAUGGUUUAUUUGGAUAGAAUUUUGAAGUCACAGUCUUUAACUUUUUCUCUUUCUGGACUUUCAGCGCACCACUUAGGCUGGGUUCACACUGUGUUGUGAACUCCGGCACUGGAUCCGGUGUACAUCUUGGCUUUCAGCCAGACAAAAAAAUGCUACACAGCCAAAAGCUGGUAUAUAUGCCAGAAAGCCACCGGAUCACAUUACAGUGAAUAGGAUCCAGCGGUACACUGUGGUAUCCGACUAUGCCGGAUAUGAUGAACUCCAGCAGUCCGUUCCUCCGCCGGAGUUCACAGAGCAGAUGUAAACCCAACCUUAACACUUUUUUGUCAGACCAUCAGUCAGACCAGAGAGGAUGACUCUUCGAGAGCAGAACCACACCUCCCCUAUUCUAUCCUAGUGUGGCUUGUCACGACUUCUCAAGUUACUAACUAAUGCACUGCUCCUAUGUUGGUGCAUUUAUGUAGGCCUGUGAAAAGAACAAUAUAGCUGUCAUUCUGUCAACCAUUCCUGUCCCUCACAUACUAUUCUAGUGAGACUGCCUGCAGACAAACGGAAAUGACUUUGCUCUUUGUUCUCCUAUCUUUUUCAGAGUACUGCUUCAGAAGGACAAUAUUUAGUAUUUUUUAAUGGCUAAGGCUACUUUCACACUGGCGUU
Messenger RNA from Bufo gargarizans (Asiatic toad), 2530 nucleotides. RefSeq lists its product as uncharacterized. The transcript has 5 exons. Gene Ontology annotation, cellular component: external side of plasma membrane; membrane. The coding region runs from base 482 to 1258 and encodes 258 amino acids. Gene Ontology annotation, biological process: negative regulation of immune response; positive regulation of T cell apoptotic process. The record is from RefSeq and is a predicted model, not a curated record. NCBI's taxonomy places the organism in Eukaryota, Metazoa, Chordata, Amphibia, Anura, Bufonidae.